AUGAUUCGCGGUACCCCCAGCAACAGCAGCAGCAGCAGGAAUUGCCGCAGCAGCCCCUGUGGCUGCAGCAGUAGCAGCAGCUGCUGCGGGACUACUGCAGCAGCAGCAGCGCCAGGAGCCACAAUAACCGUUGAGGCAUUGCUUCAAGCGGCAACAGCAGCAGCAGCAAGGGAGCAGCAGCAGCUGCAGCAAAGCCGCCGCGGCAGCAGCAGCAGCAAGGGAGCAGCAGCAGCUGCAGCAAAGCCGCCGCGGCAGCAGCAGCAGCAAGGGCGCAGCAGCAGCUGCAGCAAAGCCGCCGCCGCAGCAGCAGCAGCAAGGGCGCAGCAGCAGCUGCAGCAGAGCUGCCGCAGCAACAGCAGCGGCUCGUUUUAG
Messenger RNA from Eimeria necatrix, 372 nucleotides. RefSeq lists its product as hypothetical. The transcript has a single exon. Bases 1 to 372 code for a protein of 123 amino acids. The record is from RefSeq and is a predicted model, not a curated record. Lineage: Eukaryota; Apicomplexa; Conoidasida; Eucoccidiorida; Eimeriidae.